CAGACCCCAACUAAACACCAAUCACAACACAAUGCAAAACCCAUCGGCAUCAACGCAAGAAGACAGAAGGUCCGAGUAACAAAAGGCUAGUAAGCAUCGUCCAUACUAGCCCCGUUACUUCUCCCUUACAACUUACAAGUCAUGAGUUCCACUGCGGAAUGGCGUCACAGCUGCUCGUUCGGGGCAUCUGCAGUCGCCGUCGGUCAGUCAGGUGGGCGGGGCCUGAUCUGCACCACGAUGGUGGAUGGUCUGUUGUUGUCCAAUCGUGGCGGUGUCUACUGUUAUUUCCGUCCCGGGUUGCUUCGGCCAUCUGGUCCUUUCUUUUUCCUGGUUAGUUCGACGAGACCCUUGACUAGGGAUUCAAGCCCGGAAGAUUCUAAUCCAAAGACAGAAAAGAAAAACGGAUCGGAGGCCGGAGCGUAUCUAAGCGCCUCAAUUUCAACCCUGCUUUUUCUACUAGUUAACCCCUGGGGACGGACAAUUCAGGUUCCCUGUUUUAGCAACCGGCCCCGUCAAGCCUAGCCCUUCCCCCGACGCUAUCCCACUUGGUCUUGGUGACUUGACUUGACUUAAGU
This is a messenger RNA of Aspergillus campestris IBT 28561, 575 nucleotides long. RefSeq lists its product as uncharacterized. The record is from RefSeq and is a predicted model, not a curated record. The transcript is spliced from 2 exons. Lineage: Eukaryota; Fungi; Ascomycota; Eurotiomycetes; Eurotiales; Aspergillaceae. Bases 142 to 522 code for a protein of 126 amino acids.